Messenger RNA from Punica granatum (pomegranate), 3275 nucleotides. The record is from RefSeq and is a predicted model, not a curated record. NCBI's taxonomy places the organism in Eukaryota, Viridiplantae, Streptophyta, Magnoliopsida, Myrtales, Lythraceae.
CAUUAUACUUAAUCACUCAGUAAUGGUUAGCAAAUGGACCUCUCAUGUAUUGUGUUUCAUAUUUUAUAUAUUAUAAUAGAAAAUAGAUAUAAGAGAAAGAGGCACAAGGCAUUUCUCAUUCUUUUAACUCUUUUCUUCAAAGAAAACUCAAAUUCAUUACUCUGUCAGCAGCUGAGAUCUCAUUCCACCGGACUCAGAUCUGAGAGAGAGAACCACAAUCACGAAUAACGGUCCAACUUCAAACAAACCGGAGGCGCUUCGCUUGAUUGACCGGCUGAUCCUUCCCGGAAAAAAGGGCAAAAAAAAAAAAAAAGUGGACCGGCAACCAGUUCCCGCCAAAACGAGAGAGAUAAAGCAGAGCGCAGCCCCCCCUCUUUAGUCAGUGUUGCGGUGAGCUAAGCAAUGGCGUCUUCCGCUUCAGCAGCAGUCGUCGGUUCUUCACCUCAUCGUCCCCUGCCGCCAGCACUUUCCGACAACAAUCUUCAGCCCCUUUUUGUUCUUCACAAAGCUGCAUCUGAGAAAGAAGAUAGGAAAUCAGUCCGAAGGAGGAUGAAUAUUGCGCCUGCGGAUCACCAAAGAGUUGAUGCUGGAGAGUGUAUGGACGGUUUUCAAGAACAGUUGCAGAGAGAAGCUUUUGAAUUUGUCUGGUCAAAGAUUGAGAAGACCAUCAAGGCUGUGUUGAAGAAUAUUAAUUCUGACGCAUUCAGCGAGAUAAAUUCUUGGAUUCUUGAGUCCUUCCAGGCUAUUAACUCAUUUAGCUCAACAAGUUCUUAUGAGGCCACUCGGUCCUUUCCCACUGCAAUUGACCCUGCCUCUAAACGCCUGUUUACGGGUCUAGUCCUCACCAGAAAUAUGGAGUUUGUUGACGACUUAAUGACAUUCGAAGAUCUUGCUCAGCAUUUGAAAUCACAAGGAUGUCAUGUGGCUAACCUUUCCUCUCUAGAGUUCUCCGCUGAUAAUGGGACUGGUGGUUGCAUCAGAAGCUUGCUUAGACAAUUUUUAUUAUCUGCGGUGGAUGCUGCAGAUAUGUCUAUCUUAUCAUCCUGGUACCAUGCCCUAGGUAAUGGCACCCCCGUUGUUGUGAUCGUUAACGAGCUGGAACGAUGUUGUGGAUCUGUCCUAUCAGAUUUCAUCAUCAUGUUGAGCGAGUGGGUUGUGAAGAUUCCGGUUAUCUUAAUAAUUGGAGCAAGUACAGUAGACGUGCCUGGAAAUAUACUCCAUUUUAAUGCACUACGGUGCUUAUGUUCUUGUAAGUUCACUUUGCGGACUCCAGUGGAGCGGAUGGAUGCAAUUAUUGAAGCUGUUCUUGUGAAGAAGUGUUCUGGAUUUUCUAUUAGCCAAAAAGUGGCUGUCUUUAUGAGAAAUUAUUUCACCAGCCACGAUGGAACAUUAAGUGCAUUUAUCAGAGCUCUGAAGAUAGCAUGUGCUCAGCACUUCGUCACAGAGCCAUUAAGCUGUUUACUCAAAGGCUUUGAUGAAGAUGAGAAUCAGUGCUUUCAAGAGAAAUAUGAUUUUCUGCAAGAGGCCAUCUCAAAAUAUAACUGGAGUAUCACAUCAUGUAGGAGAAGGAGCAAAGUGGAUGAACGCGGUGGCAAAAAGUUGGUCAGUGCUAUGGUAGAAUUGAAGAGAUUGCAAGACGGCUGGAGCUGUGCACUUAUGUGUCUGUACGAAGCUGGGAAGCGCAGUCAAAUCCACCUGCUAGACUUACUGUGUGAGGUGCUUGAUCCAGAUUUAUAUGCGUCCAGGAGUCCCGAUAGCAACUCUUCUUCGAGAAAGGGCAGUUUUAUCUCUCAGGCAAUACAAAAUGUUAGGGAUCUUCCCGAAGCUCAGUUUAUCAACUUGCUUAAGAGUUGGGAAAAACAUGUGAUUGCCAUCCCUGAGAUCCAUGGAAAAGUGAAGGAUUUACAGUACAUGUGGAAAUUUGGGAACGCCAAGAGAAGGAAAGAACAACCACCUGACAUGCCCAGGACGCAAACAUCCCAGAACCAUUUGAAUGUUCAAAGAGCCUCAAAAGCAGUGAAUGACAGGGCUGCCAUUUUUAUUGAGUACCUAAUUAAUGAUUUGAUGCAGCCGAUGGAGUGUGUGCCUUUUCAUGAAAUCGUCUGCUUUAAGAAUGUGGAAAAGCUUAAAGCGGCUUUAGCUGGAGAUCCUCGAAGACAGAUCCAAGUUGAUCUUUUAGGAUCCUGCAGGACUCUACAUUGUAGUUGUUGCUGUAGAUACCGCGACAUCCUUUUACCAUCCAUGCAGGAUACCUCAAUCAUGUAUACUUUAAGCCAGGAGCACGGUGAUGUUAUCAACCUUUAUGAUUGGUAUGAGUCUUUCAAGUUGAUUCUUCAGCCAACUAAUAAAGGGAAGCACAAAAAGCAGUCUAUAUUCUCAAAGAAGAAAGAUACUGGUAAAAGUGAAAAGCUGAAUGAAGUGGCAAUUCAAGGAAGGUUCUGCAGGGGAGUGACUGAACUUCAGAUAGCAGGGCUCCUUAAGAUGCAAAGCAAAAGGCGGCCAGAUUAUUUGCAGCGGGUGGCGUUUGGACUCUAAUGAGUAAUGAUGUAGGGCCUACAGGAGUUUUUGAUUUGCAUGGUACUCUCACUGCCACAAAUUUGAUCAUGAAUGCUUAGACGAUGAAGAGCAGGCUAUAUUCUGGGUGCUUCAUUUGGUUAAUCUACUAGAGAAGAGUCAAAAUUUACUUGCCAAGAGCCGCGGUGACGGACUGAACUCACUGGUUUGGUGGCUGAUGAAAUAUAUAGGAAAUCAUACUUUUCUAAGUCAUUCUCAAACAAUGUUUAUUUUUAGGCCAACUCCUGGCUGGCAUGGCACCCUCUAUCCCAAAUUGUCUGGUGAAUAAACUGCCGGCAGUUUUUGAAUUUGCUGAUGGUCUGACCAACCCAAUAUCUCAGGCACUGAAAGUUAUUGGGUUGGGGGAGUCUCUUUCCCAGGUUCGUGGGAACAUGGCGAGGCGGGGAGUGGAUGGAUCGUUACAGUGAUUUCCGGCUGAACCAGUUGACUAGAGCAUCUUCUCUUUUGGGUGGGUGAUUAUGUUCUGGUUGAAACUUUUCUGGGAUGAACGAUUCCAAACAAUUGUGCUGUUUGGAAAUGGGAAGCUAGGGCCUAGAAGUAGAAGCCAAGCUAUCCCAUCCCAAAAGUUGUUUUUAUUUCAUAGGAUAGGAUAGGAUGACGAAACAUAGAGAACUACCCAUUUGUAAAGGCUUGCUUAUAAUGUUAAUUUAAUUCUGCCGAUCCUCUUAUCUCUGGUUCGAGCAGUAGGCAUAAUUGAAUGA